Coregonus clupeaformis (lake whitefish) is the source of this 1541-nucleotide messenger RNA. Its product is annotated as cyclin-L1. NCBI's taxonomy places the organism in Eukaryota, Metazoa, Chordata, Actinopteri, Salmoniformes, Salmonidae. Gene Ontology annotation, cellular component: nucleus. Gene Ontology annotation, molecular function: cyclin-dependent protein serine/threonine kinase regulator activity. Gene Ontology annotation, biological process: regulation of transcription by RNA polymerase II. Bases 48 to 1349 code for a protein of 433 amino acids. The transcript has 10 exons. The record is from RefSeq and is a predicted model, not a curated record.
UGUACUGGAGUCCCGUGCUGGACUGGGCCUCGGUCUUGCCUGGUGUCAUGCAACCGACUAUUGAAUAUGUGAUGGCGGCAGAAGACCUGAGAAUUCCCGGGGAGGGAAUUCUUAUAGGGGAUAAGAUAUACUCUGGAGUGACCUUAACUUUAGAUAACUGUCUCCUGCCACCGGAGCGACUACAGCAGAGUCCGUCCGCUGAACAUGGGCUCUCCGCGGAUACCGAGGAGCAGCUGCGAAUGCGGGGCUGUGAGUUGAUCCAGGCCGCGGGUAUUCUGCUGAGACUUCCGCAGGUAGCCAUGGCCACGGGGCAGAUCCUUUUCCAGAGGUUCUACUACUGCAAGUCGUUCGUCAGACACUGUGCAGAGAUGGUUGCAAUGGCUUGUGUGCACCUGGCUUCAAAGAUCGAAGAGGAACCACGGAGGGUACGAGACGUUCUCAACGUGUUCUACCACCUCAAGCACAGCAAAGGCAAAAGGACCCAGGUCCCCAUGCCUCUGGAUGCCAGCUACAUCAGUGCCAAGGCUCAGGUGAUCAAGACGGAGAGGAGAGUGCUGAAGGAGCUGGGCUUCUGUGUGCAUGUCAAACACCCCCACAAGAUCAUUGUGAUGUACCUCCAGGUGCUAGAGUGUGAGAAGAAUACUAAGCUGGUACAGACGGCUUGGAACUACAUGAAUGACAGUCUGAGGACAGAUGUGUUCCUGAGGUUCAGUGCUGAGACCGUGGCCUGUGCCUGUAUCUACCUGUCAGCCAGAACACUUCAGAUCCCUCUACCGGACCAGCCCCCCUGGUUCCUGCUGUUUGGUGCGUCUGAGGAGGACCUGAGGGAGAUCUGUGGGCGGAUCCUGAGGCUGUACUCGCUGCCCAACGUCUCCCUCCCCAGUAUGCUAAAAGAGGUGGACCAGUGUCACCUGGCCCUGGACGCCCGCAUCGCCAAGGCUAAGCUGGUAGGAGGGGGACUGCUGACUGUGGGUACCCCUACCCUUGAUGUCCCCUCCAGCUUCUCCCCUGCCUCCAAAGCAGCGUCACCUGCUGUACCACAGCCCAACAGGGAGUCUCCCCUAAAUCAAGUUGCCCUAAAGAAUGCCUGCCGGAAACUCACUAACGGAGACGAGAAGAAAAGAGGGAGCCGUAGUGAUGAGAGGAGAGGGACUCAGUCCAUGUCUCCUUCCAGAAGAAGACGCAGUCGCAGUGUCUCUUCUCCUUUGUGCUCCGUCUCUCCCGCCCACCGCCAGAAAAUCAGUCGCAGGGAUAGAGCGAGAGAAAGGGAAAAAGAGAGGGAGCGUCGGCGGGAACGGGAGAAGGAGCGGGGAAGAGGAAGGAGAGAUGAAUACUCACGUAGAAGAUAGCUGUUAUCAAGGAAGAGCUAUGAGCGUUACCGUAAACAGCACAUCAUGGACCAAAUACAAGCCAGACUUUCCAAUGUUUUAACUUUUGUAGAUUGUUUGUAUUACAUUAUAAUUUGGGAAACUAUGCUCUAAGAUCAUAGUCCAAAGCUUUUGUCUGAACAAUAUUUUUGAAAUAAAAAUGCUUUUAGAUGA